Dipodomys ordii (Ord's kangaroo rat) is the source of this 1447-nucleotide messenger RNA. RefSeq names its product multiple coagulation factor deficiency 2 (gene Mcfd2). The transcript has 4 exons. The coding region runs from base 97 to 537 and encodes 146 amino acids. NCBI's taxonomy places the organism in Eukaryota, Metazoa, Chordata, Mammalia, Rodentia, Heteromyidae. The record is from RefSeq and is a predicted model, not a curated record. Gene Ontology annotation, molecular function: calcium ion binding.
GCGGGCCAAGAGAGAGCGUCCUGAGGACGGGGGCUGGUUAGGCUCAAGCCAAAGGACUUCGCGUGUGAGGCUGGGACCGUGAGGGUACCGGUAACCAUGAGAUCGCUGCAGCUGCUCAGAGUCCCUUUCCUGUGUGGCCUGCUCUGGGCCUUUUGUGGGCCAUGUACCAGGGCUCAGGAGCCUGGGGUUGGUGUCCCCCAUCCUGGCAGCGUGGGCCUGGAUAAGAACACAGUGCAUGACCAAGAGCAUAUCAUGGAGCAUCUAGAAGGUGUCAUCAACAAACCAGAGGCGGAGAUGUCCCCACAAGAACUUCAGCUUCAUUAUUUUAAAAUGCACGAUUAUGAUGGCAAUAAUUUGCUUGACGGCUUAGAGCUCUCCACAGCCAUCACGCAUGUUCAUAAGGAGGAGGGGAGUGAGCAGGCACCACCAAUGAGCGAAGAUGAACUAAUCAACAUAAUAGAUGGUGUUUUGAGAGACGAUGACAAAAAUAAUGAUGGCUACAUUGACUAUGCUGAAUUUGCAAAAUCUCUGCAGUAGGUGUUAUUUGGCCAUCUCCUAGUUAGAUGCAAAUGUGACCCAUGAUAAUGUGAUUGAACACUUCUGAUAAUGCAAAAGAAAGCAUUUCCAACUACUGCUACAAAAUUUUGGUAAAAUCAGGUAAUGAUCUGUUACACUGGGGUGAAAAGGAGAAAACAAGAGAAGUAAAAGAGGAGAAAUUCUCGGGACAUGCUGUAGUCCCUAAGUGCUGUCAAAAGUCAUAUUGGACAAGGGAUUGAUGAAAGAAUUCUUUUUAAAGAGUGUUGGAUAAUUGGAGCCAAGCUCAGGAAUUUGACUGUAGAAUACCACUUGUUUCUUGAUUUCAGUUCAUGCUACCUAAAAAGUAAGACACUAAUUAAGUUUUGCCAAAUGGACAGCCUUUUCAGUAACAAUCGAAGGACGGAGUGAAUGCCAGAUGUUUCUCCUGGCAGGUCGUGCCUCUUUAGGUAAAUGUGGUCAGUGUUUUAUGACGAUAUCUUGGCUGCAUGGUAGGUAGUUGCUCUAGACAAGUCGCUCUGUUUAGGCUCUGUUUAGGCUGUAUCAAAGUCACAGCCUAAAAAAAGAAUGUUAAAUAUUGAAUUCAUCUGGCUACACUAAGAUUCUGUGUCUUCUGACAUUUUGAAAAUAUUUGCUGGCCCAAGUGAUUAAUCUCUUUCAGAUUUUCAGUAUUUUAUACAACUACUUACCUUCUAUUGUCUUCAGCCUAGGAGACUCUGAAUUUAAAAAUGCUCUCGUCAGUAGCAAAUAUUCUAGCUUUGUUAAUAUUUGUACUUUGCUUUUGUUUUGAGUUUCCUUUUUGGAAUUUAAGAACUAUUAGUACUGUAAGGACUUGGCACAACAGGUUUUUUUUGUGUGUGUGUGUGUGUGUGUGUGUGUGUGUGUGUGUGUUUGGUCGGCUGUGGAGCUUGAA